Messenger RNA from Macrosiphum euphorbiae (potato aphid), 408 nucleotides. The record is from the annotation of a GenBank genome assembly. Lineage: Eukaryota; Metazoa; Arthropoda; Insecta; Hemiptera; Aphididae.
AUGUCUCCGGUGCAAGUAUUGGUUGUAUUUUCAAUGAUGAUUAUUAUUAAUCAGGCAGCAACAUUGAAGUACGAGAAUCAACCAUCAGGCGCAGCUGGUUAUGAUGCUGAUAAAAUGGCAUAUGAAAUAUUAAACAACAAGACAUAUAUUUCAAAUGGCAAUUUUUCUGGAACUACAAGUCCAUAUUAUUAUAAUGCUACAGAUUUUCUUGAAAAUAUCGAUUAUUCUGAAAUUAAUUUAACCGAUAUUUUUGAAUUUAUCAACAAUUCAAAUGAAACUGCUUUACCCGUCUUGAAAAGCGGUGCUGUUACAAAUAUUUUGAUGGACAUUGCAGAAGAUUCGGCGAAAACAUUUGCGAAAGAAUUAUCCUCAGCUUUUGGAAAAUUAAUAGCUAACUUAUUUAAUUAA